AUGCAGGCUCAUCAUCAUUCUCCAAUGGCUUCUGCUAUAAAUUAUCUUGUGUUCUUCUCUCUUUUGCUUUUCUCUCCCACUUUGGCCAUGGCUAACAUAGCUUUGACCUCAUCACUAUCCGCCAUUAACGACAACUCUUCAUGGAAUUCCCCUUCUGGGGACUUUGCUUUUGGUUUCCACCAGCUUAAUAACCCAAACACUUUCCUUCUUGCAAUCUGGUAUGCAAAUAUACCUGAUAAAACAAUUGUCUGGCAUGCAAAUUCGACUAAUCCAAUUCAAAGAGGGUCGAGACUCGAACUCAGGACUACCGGGUUAGUUCUAAACGAUCCUCAAGGCCGAACAAUAUGGACGGCAGAACCCGAUAGCACCGUGUCUGAUGCCGCCAUGCUUGACAGUGGAAACUUUGUGCUUUCAGACAGUGAUUCUGUCAAGGUUUGGGAAAGCUUCGAAAAUCCCACAGACACCAUUUUGCCAACCCAAGUAUUGGGAUGGGGAGGCAAACUCUAUUCAAGGCUAAAUGAAGCCAACUACUCGAAGGGCAGGUUUGAGCUCCAAUAUUUCUCAAAUGGUUAUAUGAAACUCUAUCCCGUGGCUUGGCCUACUGAAUACCCUUAUGAUGAGAACUAUUAUAGCAUCAACACAUCUAGCACCAACUCUUCUGAAUCUGGAUUUCAGCUGGUUUUUGGCGAAUCGGGCGAGAUUUAUAUAGAGAAAGGAAAUGGAGAGAGAGUUCAACUUUCAUGGCAGACUAUAGCUCCACCAAGGGUGAAUUACUAUUAUCGAGCAACAUUGGAUUUUGACGGGGUUUUCAGGCAAUAUGCUUAUCCCAAUGGUUCUGCCGGUGAUCGAAGAUGGUCUGUGGUUCGAUAUAUUCCCGAAAACAUUUGCAUUCAGCUGACACACACUCAACAGGGCAGCGGAGUCUGUGGGUUCAAUAGCUAUUGCAAUCAAACCAGUGGGACUCCAAGUUGUCACUGCCCACCUGGGUAUUCGCCGAUCGAUCCGAAUAACCAAUUUGGUGGCUGUAAACCCAAUUUUGCUCAAGGGUGUGGAGUGGAUGAUCAAUCAGUAGACCCUGAAGAACUGUAUUAUUUUCAGAAGCUUCAGGGUUUGAAUUGGCCAUUUGGAGAUUAUGAUCGCUUGGAACCUUAUAAUCAGACUGAUUGUGAACAGUCUUGCUUGCGUGAUUGUUUGUGUGCAGCUGCCAUAUUUGAUGGCUUAAAUUCAAGAUGCUGGAAGAAGAAAAUGCCACUUUCUAACGGGCGAGUCGAGCGUGGAUCACUGGUUCUCAUCAAAGUAAGGAGAGAUGUUUCUAGCGUCCCAGGCAUGCCCAAUAUUCCGUCAUAUCGUUCUGGUAACACCAAGACAGAGAAGCAAAUUCUCUUAGGAUCACUGGGAAGUUCCAUGUUCUUCAAUGUUCUUUUUCUAGUUUUGAUUGCUCGAAUCGUUUUAUUGAGGCGCAAGAAGAAAAGACCUGCAAAAGAUCCAGCAGUAAUUGAGCCGAAUCUGCGUUUAUUUAGUUUCAAAGAACUUGAUGAUGCACAAAAAUGGUUUUGCACACCACCUGUCAAGUAUAGAUAA
Messenger RNA from Ilex paraguariensis (yerba mate), 1581 nucleotides. The record is from the annotation of a GenBank genome assembly. Lineage: Eukaryota; Viridiplantae; Streptophyta; Magnoliopsida; Aquifoliales; Aquifoliaceae.